AUGACUACUCCAUCGAAAUCAAAUGGUACGCCAUCAAAACAACGUCGUACACCGGCUAAACAAACACCAGGAUCAUCACAACGAACGCCUGCUAAAAAACGAAAUCCUUUAACAGCAUUACAAGAAGAUGAACCUAUUGCAAGUCCAGCACCAAGUUCUGUUCUUCAAAUGCCAUUUACACCUGGACGCACUCCAAAUAAAAAUCGAGGUUUGUUAUAA
Molecule: messenger RNA, 219 nt
Organism: Rotaria sp. Silwood2
Lineage: Eukaryota; Metazoa; Rotifera; Eurotatoria; Philodinida; Philodinidae
Source: the annotation of a GenBank genome assembly